AUGCGAACUGUUCUCGGUCCGCAGAAAACAACGGUGGCUCACAUCAGCAUGCUGCAGGAGCUGCUAACAGCGGCAAAGGCAGAAAGUGCAAACGAAGAGCUCGUUCUACAAGCUUCCAAGCUGAUAGCACGACUCAGAAGUGAAAGUGAAGUGCAGCAGCGAAUAUCGGCAACGGCAGUCUUGUGCGAAGUUGACUGCUUCAAGGAAGCCGACGGGAGGGAAGAGAUGCCGGACUGGUCUCGUGACACCGAGAGGUUCGAAGAGUUUCACGAGGACUUCAAACGCGUCAUGGAGGAUGCGGAGCGUGAUCAGAUUUCGGAAAUCCUCAUGAACACCGCGCUGGAGCAGCUCGAUAAGAUUGAGCGCUUGCUGGUGGACAAAAAGCAAACAGAAGAAGAAAUGCGCCUCAAGGAGAGGGCCCCCAGCUCCGAUGCUUUCUCUGACUUCUUGACAGGCCUCCCAGCUGCAAUGAAGAAGCUCCUGAUGACGGUGGUAGCUGCACUGACGCCAGAAGCCAGCUCCGCCUUCAUUCGUCAGGUAGCUUUGUCCGAAGCUUCGGGCAACAGAGGCUUGCAGCCACUUGAUGAUGAUGAGCGCGAGGCCAGGGAUGCGGAGAUCGAGGCAGAGCGGACUGUCAAAGAAGCAGAAGCCGCUCUGCAAGAAAGAGAUGAGAAGCCCAGGCAUGGCAAAGGUCAGCCUCUGUUUGCGACGAUCGCUGCGCUCAGGACGGAGAAGGGCCUGCCAUACACGGAGUUUGAGCCCAGAUGCAUCAAGCACAUGGAGGAGGUGAGCAGUUCCCUUGCCGACGCCUACGGUGAUGUGCAGGUCAAGCAUCUCCUCACUCAAGAGUGCCGCCUGGAAGCUGAGUUUCCUCGCACUGUCGACACUGGCUUUGAUGAUGUCAAGGAAUGCCUGAAGUUCGCGGAUGAGUUCAAAACCGCCAAAAGAGAGGACAAGUCUUUCAAACAGUUCUGCAAGCGUUUCUUCGAGGCAUCCGAUCUUCCUGCUGACUGGCAGGCGAUACCCAAGCAGACCGAAACUGCAGCAAAGAAGACUGCGAGGUCCAGCUGGUGGGACAAAGCUUAUCGUGCGCCCAAUGUCAUGCGCCAGUCCACUCAGGAUAGUUCCGAGGUCAUUGAAAGCGCCGGCACAUCGAAGGCGCGAGCCAGGCGUGGCUCAACCGAUAAGACGACUGAAAUCGCCGGCAAGCCGAAGACAGCGCAGGCAGAGGAAGGGACAGAAUCGUCUCGGCCCGAAGUGGGGAAAUCCACAGAGGCGGAGGGCGCGGGUGAGGACAGUGCAGAAGAUACGGGCGAGGCAGCUUAUGAGGAAGCCUUGCGCUCCGGGAAGAGCCCGGAAGAAGCUGCUCGCGUUGCGGCGGAGGCUGCGAGCAAGGUGGCUGAAGACGGGGCUCGUAAGUCGGGCAAAAGCCCCGAAGAAGUGCAGCGGGCAGCAGCUGCCGCGGCUUACAAGGCCGGUGUGUCAAAUGGUAUGAGCAAGAAAGAGGCCGAGGACGCAUCCUCGGAGGCUGCCGAGGACGUCAGUGCCAAAGCCGCGCGUGGCAUUCCUGGGUCGAGCCGUGGGAGUGACAGUGGCGAGGGCAGCGCUGCCUCCACUGACACUCCAGCCGCUGCAUCUGCGGAGUCGCAGAGAGACGCAGCCUCCGGGGCUGUGGCUCCGGAACGGGGUUGGUUCCAGUGGCUGUGGAAUCUGCUGUGGCCAGUGCAGACACCGUGGCCAGAGAAGCCCUUCAACAACACUCUGGGGCCUGCGAAGAACAAGACGACCGAGAUUGGCCUUCAGCAAUCUGAUCUGGAGCGUUUAGAUGCCAUUCUUCGCCAAGAGAGGCCCGACAAUGCAGACGGCAUCGUGGCGAAUACCGAUCAGAAAGAAUACACUUCCGCUUGUGUGGUGCACCUGAAGAAGGUCGGCACGGCCAUCGAUUCAUCCUAUUCCGACCAGCAGGCCCAAGAGGUCUUAGAGUCCCAGUGCUUGCUGGAGAAGGAUGCCACAACAAGCAACGGUUUGUAA
Messenger RNA from Symbiodinium necroappetens, 2031 nucleotides. The record is from the annotation of a GenBank genome assembly. Lineage: Eukaryota; Dinophyceae; Suessiales; Symbiodiniaceae.